Molecule: messenger RNA, 4337 nt
Organism: Manduca sexta (tobacco hornworm)
Lineage: Eukaryota; Metazoa; Arthropoda; Insecta; Lepidoptera; Sphingidae
Gene: meigo
Product: solute carrier family 35 member B1 homolog
Exons: 7
Coding region: 247-1209 (320 amino acids)
Biological process (GO): UDP-galactose transmembrane transport
Cellular component (GO): Golgi membrane; endoplasmic reticulum membrane
Molecular function (GO): UDP-glucose transmembrane transporter activity; UDP-galactose transmembrane transporter activity
Source: RefSeq, a predicted model, not a curated record
AAAAAGUUAUCAGGUGUGUCAUUUGAAUGGUGGCGCGGACUUUAUUAUUGCCUACGUGUUAAAUAUUUAUUUGCUAACUGUUGAUGUAAACUUUUAUUUAGGAAAUAUGUUAAGAAAUAAAUAAAUCUCAUUACGUGUCCAGGCGUUAGUGGUUUUGGUACCAACGUGACACUUUUAUUUUUUUUAAGCACGGAAGCUUUUUCACUAUAGUUUUAUUUCAGAAUACGUAUAACUGAACGAAAUAAAAUGCCGAAGUCCCGAAGCGAGUUUCGUUUUGUAUUUUUCGCUUUGGCGAUAUUUAUGUGUUACUUUAUAUUUGGUAUGUUACAAGAAAAAAUAACACGGGGCAAGUACGGUGAAAAUGAUAAAUUCACAUGUGCUCUGUGCUUAGUUUUCAUGCAGUGUCUGGUUAACUAUAUUUUUGCCCAAAUACUUAUGUUAUCAUGGAAGCAUGAAACGGAUAACACAAGAGGCAUUUAUUACUUUUCGUCAGCUCUAACAUAUCUCUUAGCCAUGGUGUGCUCAGUUAUGGCACUGCAGUGGAUCAACUAUCCAACACAGGUUGUUGGCAAGGCAGCAAAACCCAUUCCUGUAAUGUUGCUUGGUGUUCUCAUUGGACGUAAAUCUUAUCCGCUCAAGAAAUAUUUAUUUGUAUUCCUCAUUGUUACUGGUAUUGUUAUGUUUAUGUACAAAGACCAGAGCACAAAGGUUACAAAUGAGUCCCAAGGAUUUGGUAUUGGGGAGUUACUUCUGCUAUUAUCUCUUACCAUGGAUGGACUUACAGGCGCAGUGCAGGAACGGAUAAAAAGCGAGUCUUCACCUUCAGCUUACUCCAUGAUGUUGAAUACUAAUUGGUGGGGAACAAUUAUUUCUGCCAUUGGAGUGCUGUUGAGUGGAGAGUUAUUUAAGUUCAUAAGCUUUGUGUCGAUGUAUCCUUACAUUAUUGUAUACCUCGUCGCAUUUGCUCUUAUGGGUGCAACAGGACAACUAUUUAUAUUCUUUAUGGUGUCGGAGUUUGGUCCCCUACCAUGCUCGGUAGUAACCACAACAAGGAAGUUUUUUACGGUGCUCGCCUCCGUUAUCAUAUUUGGCAAUGUUUUAGCUAGCAGGCAAUGGGUUGGCGCCGUCUUAGUUUUCACUGGUUUGUUCCUGGAUAUUAUGUACAGUAAAAGUAAACCCCAGCAAUCGAAGAGGGUAGCUGAAAAAUGAGUGAUUCACAAAUCUGUAAACAUAUCAUAGCUAAUACACACGUAGCUCAAGUCUCUCGUACAGUAGAUAGGCCCAGCCAAGACGUCGCAAUCAAGUAUAAAGCAGUAUAGUCUGUCGCUUAGAUAUGUCUUCAUAUAUAUUUUUUUUGUUUUUUCUUAGCGUUAACCAUUAUACAAAGGCGUCUUGGCUACAUCCCAGAUGUUUAUUAAAACAUCGUAUUCGUUUAUCGUAUAAUAUAAAAGUUAGACAGACACUGGCGCACGCAGUUAAUGUUCAUAGUUUCUGCGUGCACAUCCUAUGCACCAAAGGAGCCACGGCCUAACCUUCAUGACAUGACGUCCCGUUAUAGGGCGUCCUACUGAGGUUCGAAUGCAGUGUGACACGAUUAAACUACGUAACACCAUGCUUACUGACGUAAUUAUACGCCAUAUUUUGUCACGUUCGACGUUCAAAUUCCUACGUACCCUAAUGCACAUAUCUUAAAAACUGACAACAGCCACAGCGACUGUAUACGGGAGACCAAACAAAAUUAACAUAGCUAUAAGAUUUAUUUAUUGUCAAACAUACUAUUGUGCAGUACCAAAAUAUCAUAAAAUCAGCUAGAUUUAAGAUUGAAUAGUGUAAUAUAGAUUUCUAACAUUCCCAUUCAUCUCCUUUGUAUCAUACUGUAAACUGAUUCUAUAAGUAGAUAGCUGUUUCACGUUGUACAAGUAAAUUUUACUGGUCAGAAAUAUAAGGAGAUCAAAUAGUUACAUAAAUGUGUCAUUAACAACCAUGUUCCUAAAUAAAUGUUAAUCAAAUAGCACCAACUAAAUUACCUGUAUUUACUUGAACAUGUGAAACAGGGCCUAAAAUUUCCUACUAACGAGAUAAAGACUGACGACUCAAUUGCUAGCAUUUUUUUUCCUUUGCUUCAGAUCAGUUUAUAAACUCUUCCUGAGACGAAUUAACGUCAUUUUGCAAGAUAAGUUUUACAAAACAGAUACGUCGAUUUCCAUUUUUGUACAAACUUUAAUACUUACAACGAUUUAUAUCAAGAGCACAAGAAAAAAAAUGUAAAAGAUAACGCGUAUCCCGAAUUAAUACCUACUAUAUUAUCUCAGGAAAUUUAUUGCAUUAUUGUUACAGUAAAUAUAAAUUACUAGCGAUUAUAGCAAUUUUAACCUUUAUAACUUGAAGAUCGCUGAAUUGUAGGGGACAGGGCUACAAAUUGAAUUACAAAGCCCUGCAUGUCAAAACAAUUCACACACAAUCCUCAGAUAUUGCUAAGUAUCACAAGGCCUAGUUCUAUUCUACUGGGUACAAUGUCUCAAACCGAAAAACAACAUUGCUGGCACAAUGAUAAAAACAACAUUGCUGGCACAAUGUUGCUCGGCGACAAUGAUCAUUGCGGCGGUACGUACCAAACCGGACUCGCAUCCAAAAAAAUUGCCAUGUAAACUUUUGGCACUUUUACUUGUAAUAUUUAUUUAGUAUACUUAAAAAAAACUAUUUUGUGGUACACUCGCGUAUAGUAUAAUUAUUCGUGUAUAGUAUAUUAUAGUGGUAUAAGUAGGUAUUUGGGCGUGCUGUACACAUGUGAAUAGUUUUAGUUGAAGCCUUUUCAUACCAUGACGUAGUUUAUUAUUACGAUGUUAUACAGAGCAAUAGGGUAUUUUACUAUAAGCAUUUGAUUUUUAACAAUAUUUGUGUGAUAAUAAGAAAAUCAAGCACUCUUGCGAGAGCAGAAAUAUAAUUGGUUAAAAAAUUGGCAACAAUUCAUAUUUUAAACAUUGUAACUGAUUCGACGUGUUCAACAAUCAUCAUCAAAUUUCAAACAAUUCACACAAAUAUUGUUGAAUUAUAAACCGCCAACGUGAAUCACUCCGUCCAUUGGUGAAAACAGUUUGAACAUCCGUUCGAUAAUUAUUGAGUUCAUUGCGUUCUGACAAUUGACAUACAGCCUUGGCGAGGGACUUUGUUUUAUAAUAUAAUGAAUGGAAUUGUGAUAAAUAAAAUGUCUAAUAAGUUUAGAAAAAUGCACGGGCGCUCAUUGUUCAUAUACACGUCUACAUACCAUAAAACAGAGUAAAGAAAUAAGAUUCCUAGGUAAAGUAACUUAUCUACAUGUGUAAUCUACAUAAAAAUGAAUGUUGUACCUGUCAUUCUUAAGUUACCAUUUUUAUAACGGCUCUUCUAGAAUCCAAUCUUCGUUGCGGGUAAAGCUAUGCACGCGGGCGAAACCUCGAGCAACACCUCGUCUGGUAAUAAUUUCGUUGCACAUUUUAUUUUUCCAAAUCGUAGUCCUAUAUACCCCCCCCCCCUCCCCGUCUUACCGAUAAGUAAUAUUUUAAUGGUCGUUAUUUAUGAAUAGUGUUUAAACUUAUUACUUUAACCUAGUAUGAAUUUAUCAAGUAUUUUAAAUAUGUAGUUAAUGAUAAUGACUAAUUAAUGACUGAUUAAUUACCAUUACCAUUUUUUUUUCAAUGUUUGUAAUAUUUUCGUUAGUGUAAAUAUCCGUAACACAAAAAAAGUAUAUAAGAAAGGUUAUAAAAUAUAAUCUAAUACUUACCGCAUGAGAGCGUAGCGCAGCGUAGUACGUCUAAAUCAAAUUAUUGCUACUCAAUAAGUGUAAUAUUAUCAUCAUCAGAAAUCUAACUGUAAAAGGUGUACGCAUGUUUGCAUUACAAGUAUGUGACAAACAUAAAGCUGAAACUACAUAAAUUGUCUUAUAAUUCCCAGAAUAAGAUCAGUAAUGUAAUAAUAUUAUGUGACACAGAUAUAAAAUGUUAGUCGUGUGGCUCCCUAAACAGUUCAUUUUAUUCUCGAGUACUUGUAUAGUUUGUUUUUCUGCUGAACUGGUACCCUAUUUCAAUGUUUUACUUGCCGCAGUUCUCAAUUAAUAAUCCCAACCGCUUUUAUUUCAUCCAUUACGUAAAUAGACCGUUAGGGAUAGUUGUCAUGUUUACAAUUCAAUUGAUUUAUUUACGAACACAAAUCGAAAAAUUAAAUUGGCAUAGUUUACCGAAAACAGCUAUUAACAAAAUAACUUAGGAAAUAAGUGGAGUACAACUUCCAAUGUUUUAAGUGCAAUCAUGUAUUUAUAUGUUGUAAACUUGAUAAACAUUAUAAAAAAAAUUAUACACAUC